GAAGAUGGCUUCUGCAAGUCCCUCACCCAUCAGCAUGUGAAACACCCAAACCGUUUCCCUCGGACUAGCCUUCACACUCAUGAUGCCUGGAAUGUCUUUGCAGGAUGGAGGCAGCCUGCCUUCCCCUCUGGCUAACAGAAGAGUUUGAUGUUUGAUGUUUUCUGCAGUGUGAACGCAUUCUGUUAACAGCAGUGCACAUGGCCAUAUCCUGCUAGCCCAAAACACAGUGGAGUCUCUGCGCAAUUCAGGAAAUGGUCGACAACCGUGCACUUGCUCUUGUUGUUGUUGCUGUUUUGCUCCAGAAAUUCAGAGGUGUGUGUUCCAGCUCUGUAUUGUUUGCAUAUAAAGCUUUAGAUGGGGAGCUUUUCAUACUGCAGUGUGCCUCUCCACACCAACCCUAUCUCUUCAACAAAUCUGCGAUCCUGGAGCAAAGCACAGUAUGGUUCUGGCACGAGGGAGAGAAGAAGAGAGAGCUUCCUGGGAUGGAUGACAGCAUUGUGAAAGUGGGGAAUUCCCUGUGGUUUUCUAAAAUAACUGAAAAGCACUCUGGGAACUAUUCCUGUUAUAACAGUCUUUGCUGGCCUGCUUUAAUGGCUCUGCCUAGAACUUCCUGAGAAAAGAAAAAUAACAAAUAAAAUUGGGGUGACAUACCACACUGAUCAAGUCAACAACAACAACAAAAUCACAUUUUAGUUCCAGUCACAGGAACACUGCAGGAAUGUUGGCUGUUGGUUGGGGCGAAGAUGGUGCGUUGCACUUCCUGGUUGAUGUGGUACAGAGGAAUGAGACUGUGUGCCAUGACAAUUGGAAGAGCGAGAUGACACUGGUUAUUGGACCGGGGAGCAAAAUCGCCUGUCCAGAUGUGAGGUGCUAUACAUCAGCUCCAAAAGAAGCCAUCAGGUGGUACAAGAAUCAUUUCUCUGCUAAAGAACUGACCAACAGGCAGUUGGACCUGCUUCCAGAUGGCCAGCUCUUUCUAGGAAGGAUCCAUGAGCAGGAUAAUGCAAACUUCACCUGCGACCUAAGCUAUGUGGAAGAGCUGCACUGGACCUUCAGAAGGACUGUCAGAGUGAAAGCUAUACCGCCGGACACCAAGUCCCUGCCCAACAUCCUGUAUCCCCACGGUAACAAGACAGAGGAAGUGGAGCUGGGAAAGCGUCAUACACUCACGUGUAAGGUACAAUUCGGUUAUGAGAGGAACUCCAGUGCAAUGGUCAGAUGGUGGGUCAGAUACCAUGACAACGGCAGCAUGGGAGCUUUGGAGAUGGACCCUCCUAAGAUAGUGCAUUCCUUGAUCUGGGAAAGUACCACCAAUUACAGUGCACACCUGGAGCAAGUGACCCAGAGGCACCUGGAAGCAACAUUCACCUGCUGGGCACAGAACUCCAGAGGCAAUGCCAGUGCUACCAUCAGACUACAGAGAAGACCUGAAGUGGCUGGACUCUUACUCAUUAUUGUGGGGCCUGCUGUCACAGUGGUGCUCAUAAGUGGAAUCAGCAUAUUAGUGCGGAUUUAUUGGCUGGAGAUUUACCUUUUGUACAGAACCUACUUCUCACUGGAAGAAACAGUCUCAGCAGGAAAGGAGUAUGACGCCUUUGUGUCGUAUGUGAGUGACUCUUCCUCAGAGGAGGAACACUGCACACAGACAGGGGAGACCCUGGGAAUGCACCACCUGCCCAAUGUGCUGGAGAAACAGUAUGGCUACAGGCUGUGUCUGCUGCAGAGAGACCUGGCACCUGGAGGAGUGUACACAGAGGACGUGGUGUGGGCGAUGCAGAGGAGCAGGAGAGUGAUCUGUGUGCUGAGCUCCUGUUACCUGCGCAGCAGCUGCCUGUUUGAGCUGGAGACCAGCCUGGAAGCCCUGCAGCAGGACAGAGGCCUCCGGCUCAUCCUGGUGUGGAGCAGCCCGGCACCUCCCUGCCUCAAAGGCCUGCCCCUGCCCCCCACCGUCAGGCGGGCCCUGAGAGUGCUCCCUGCGCUCCACUGGAGCCCUUCCCAGCUCAGGCCCUCCCAGGGACCCUUCUGGAAGGCCCUAAAGCGGGCCAUGCCGAUCAGCCCCCUGCCACCGCCAUCAAGCUCUGCACCGAAGGGUGGGCUACCUGGGGAGACAUAGCUGUGCGCUAUCACACCUCCAUCCAUCUACACACACAUGCUCUGUCUAUACAAUCAUAAAAACUGUUAUCAUUGAGUUAUUUAUCUUUGUAUUUAUUUGGAAUUUUAGGUAAAUAGCAGUGCACUGAUGGGUAUUUAUCGCAGAAAUAAACAGGGAGGUAAAUGUAUCCGCUCCGUCUGUUGUUACAAGGUGAAGAUGGAGUGACCUUUGGAUAAGAUGGUCUGCUAAUGGCAAUAAAGUACGGGUUUAGCUCCUGUGACUAAAAGCAGCCACUUCAGGAAGGCAUUAUUUUAAAUGUGUGAAGUUUCCAAAGUGUCUGUCUUCAAUGGAAUGCUUUUUACAGCUGAACAAUGACAUUUCAUCUCUCAGAAUGACGUGUGAGUACUGGGCAGUACAGUUAUGUGUGCCUAUAUUUUUCUGUUGUUACAACGUAGUAAUGUAAAAUAAAGAACUGGAACAGUGAGCUGUUCGAAGAUGAACAUAAAUAAACCUGAAUUCAUAUUUAAAUGUACUUUAAAGGUCAUUUAAAGGUCAUUUCUGACUUCUAACGGUCAAGAGGAAUUGUCGCAACAAACCCCCUCAAACCACAACACUGUUUAUCCCACCCCUUCUCUGUGGACGCGCUGACGUUGAGAUGCCAUUGGCUGCGGCAAUUAGAACCAAUUUUCAACCAAUGAGCUUCAAUUAUUGCACUGCUAUAAGAUGUUUUGUUACAGAGUGCUGGCCCAUCAACUGCAUAUUUUGAAACCUAAUUUAAGGCCUAUAAACACAGGCAGAUGGUGAGUCAACAUGUCAGUGAGCCUUUUUCAAUGAUAGAAAGGGAUUUACAAUGGUCUUGUAACAAUGUUUUAACACAAAAAUCUUCGUCAUCAUCAUCAUUAUCGUCAUUCUUAUUUAUUAUUAUUAU
Messenger RNA from Conger conger (European conger), 3020 nucleotides. Its product is annotated as interleukin-18 receptor accessory protein-like. The record is from RefSeq and is a predicted model, not a curated record. Gene Ontology annotation, molecular function: interleukin-18 receptor activity. Bases 719 to 2113 code for a protein of 464 amino acids. Gene Ontology annotation, biological process: interleukin-18-mediated signaling pathway. Lineage: Eukaryota; Metazoa; Chordata; Actinopteri; Anguilliformes; Congridae. The transcript has 11 exons.